AUGGCGACGCCGAAGACGCAGAAGGACAUUCAGAGCCUUACCGGACGUGUCGCUGCCCUGACACGGUUCAUCUCCAAGGCUACCGACAAAUGCGUACCGUUCUUCAAAGCUUUGAAAGGGGGCAAACAUCAUAUCGCAUGGACUCCCGAAUGCGACCAGGCGUUUCAAAACUUGAAGAACUACAUGAGCCAGGCACCACUGUUAUCAAAACCGCUCCCGGGUGAGGUACUACUCCUGUACCUUUCGGUAUCCAACACUGCCGUUAGCUCAGUGUUGAUACGGAAGCCAGAGAAGGUGGAGCUACCGAUCUUUUAUGUCAGCAAGGCGCUCCAGAACGCAGAGCUUCGGUACCCACCCCUGGAGCAGCUAGCUCUGGCCCUGGUCGUCUCGGCGCGAAGACUCCGCCCUUACUUCCAGGCGCACGAAAUCACAGUUCUGACGAACCAACCUCUUCGGCAGGUACUCCAAAAACCGGAAACAUCUGGCCGAUUGGUCAAAUGGGCAAUCGAGUUGGGAGAAUUUGACAUACAGUUCAAACCGAGGCCUGCAGAAAAAGGCCAAGCCAUUGCCGACUUCAUCUCCGAGCUCACACCUCCUGCGCUAUUGGAGCCAUCAUCGCCGAGCGCCAUAUCUCUUGCACCAGAUAAAAUGCAUACCGAACAUUUCGACACUUCCGUUCCUCUCUGGGUCCUGCAUGCAAAUGGCUCGGCAAACCAGCAAGGCUGUGGCGCCGGGUUGGUAUUAACCACUCCGGACGGUAGCAAAAUUGAGUAUGCCCUCCGAUUCAACUUUCGGACCUCCAAUAACGAGGCAGAAUAUGAGGCCCUCCUGGCUGGCCUUCGGCUAGCCAAGAGCAUGAGCGCGAGGCAGAUCAGCAUUCACAGUAACUCCCAGCUCAUAGUAAAUCAGAUAACGGCAGACUUCGCAGCAAAGGAUGCCUCCAUGUCAGCCUACCUCUCGGCAGCUCACCAACUACUACAGAAAUUCCAGGCCUACGAGAUACGGCAGAUCCCCAGGUCAGAAAACAGCCACGCCGACACGCUCUCACGAUUGGCUUCGGCAAUAAAUGACAAGAUCGGAAAGAAGGUACCGGUGGAGAUAUUAUCCCAGCCGAGUACAACCGCCGCUGAGGUGUGUACCGUUCGGUACGAAGACACAUGGAUGUCUCCAAUCUAUGUCUUCCUGACAACCGGAACCCUUCCUACCGAUAAGUCCCAAGCUCGGAAACUCCGUUACCGAUCGACAAGAUACACAGUCAUCGACGAUGUUCUGUACAAGCGAGGCUACAUGACGCCGUAUCUAAAGUGUCUGACCAAGGAGCAGGGGGACUACGUCCUUCGGGAGGUCCACAGUGGAAUCUGCGGUGACCACUCUGGAUCCCGAUCGCUCGCACACAAGGUCUUCCGACAGGGUUAUUUCUGGCCGACUCUUCACCAGGAUGCGAACACAUUAGUCAGGAGGUGGGACAAAUGCCAGCGGGUUGGUAGUGUCCCUCAUAUUCGUGGCGAGCGCCAGCGGCCGAUUCACGAGCACGCCCAGUGGGGAUUAGACCUAAUUGGUCCGAUGCCAGAGGGCAAGGGUCAGGUCAAAUACGAUGUCGUUGCCGUAGACUACUUCACCAAAUGGGUAGAAGCCAAAGCCCUAGCGACAAUAACGGAGGCCAGGGUCGAAGAUUUUGUCUGGACAAACAUUUGCUGCCGAUUCGGCAUCCCUUACACCAUCGUUACGGAUAACGGCAGGCAGUUCGAUUCGGAAGUCUUUAGGGAAUUCUGCACCCGACUCAAGAUCAACCUGUUCUUUGCUUCGCCAGCACACCCCCAAUCGAACGGACAGGUCGAAGCCAUGAAUAAAAUUGUCAAGAAGCUGUUGAAACGGCAGCUUGACAAAGCCAAGGGCGUCUGGCCGGAAAAGCUUCCAGAGGCGGAAACUUUACUGGCCGACGGCCAAUGA
Messenger RNA from Prunus mume (Japanese apricot), 1950 nucleotides. The record is from RefSeq and is a predicted model, not a curated record. Lineage: Eukaryota; Viridiplantae; Streptophyta; Magnoliopsida; Rosales; Rosaceae.